AUCAAAUAUGGAGUAAGGCUUUGGGUCAUUUAUCUUCUUUUUUUUUCGAUUAAGGAAUUAGUGAAUCUCUCCCUAGAGCUCCCUCUUCCAUCACCUCCGAAGCUCCAAAUGGCCUGUGGUCUUCCGCUUCUCAUCUGACGUCUCCUCUUCCCUCCAAUAAGUGGAAGAAGAUCUGAUGAGACAUAUUUGCUUGGAAUCAAAAGCUCUGAAUUCGACCCUGGAAUUCUCAUCACUAUUUUGCUAAGCAUAUAGCAAUGGAGGACAAUGGGAGUAACAAGGUGACCGGAAUCAGGCAGAUUGUUCGGUUGAAGGAAUUCCUUCAGAAGUGGCAAUCAGUCACUCUCAGCCCAAAAGGGAAUAAUAGUGUCCACCCCAAUCAAACGCCCGGGGGCAUUUCACCAGCAAUUAAUAUGAGGUUGAGGAACUCAAAUGUUAUCUCAGAUUCAGAUGAGGAUGGUUGCCACAGCCCUGAACCACCACCUGAUGUCCCCAAAGGGUAUUUGGCGGUUUAUGUAGGGUCAGAGCUUCGGAGGUUCAUCAUUCCCACCAGCUAUCUUACCCACCCGCUGUUCAAGGUGCUGUUGGAAAAGGUGGAAGAGGAGUUUGGAUUUGAUCACAGUGGUGGGCUCACAAUCCCAUGCGAGAUUGAGACCUUCAAGUACCUGAUGAAGUGCAUGGAGAGCCAUCCUGAGGCUCAACCUGAUGAAAACAAUACAUCUGGAGGAUCAUUAACCUUGGAAGAGUAAGUGCAGUGGGGUUCCCAAUGGUUCAAAUUUUGGAGCUAAUUCUUUUUCGGGUGUAAAGCAAGGCCUCCUCGUAUGAAUAUAUGAUGUGCAAACUUCUCCUCUGGUAAAGUGACAAACAAUAGGAAUUUUUGGUUAGUUCUUUAUUUCAAUUGUUUUGGGUAACUAAGGAUGGGAAGGGGUAAUUGCUAGCCCCUUCUCAUCUCUAUUGGGAUGUGAGCUGUAACUAAUGUUUGAUUGAAUUCAGAACAAACUUAUUAUUCACAGAUUAUAUCACAUUAACAUUUCAAAA
Molecule: messenger RNA, 1035 nt
Organism: Vitis riparia (riverbank grape)
Lineage: Eukaryota; Viridiplantae; Streptophyta; Magnoliopsida; Vitales; Vitaceae
Product: protein SMALL AUXIN UP-REGULATED RNA 10-like
Exons: 3
Coding region: 255-746 (163 amino acids)
Biological process (GO): response to auxin
Source: RefSeq, a predicted model, not a curated record